Messenger RNA from Formica exsecta, 1204 nucleotides. Its product is annotated as zinc finger protein 511. Bases 286 to 1068 code for a protein of 260 amino acids. NCBI's taxonomy places the organism in Eukaryota, Metazoa, Arthropoda, Insecta, Hymenoptera, Formicidae. The record is from RefSeq and is a predicted model, not a curated record. The transcript has 3 exons.
UCUCAGGCUUAUCUCCGAUAAGGUUUAUUAUUAGCGUUUUGUGAAAAAUAUUGGAAAGGUCGCACUUGGGUUUUUUUCAAAUUUAAUAAUAUUUUAAUUUCUGAACUAGUUUGGAUGAAAACGUAUUAAUUACAAUCAUGUUGUAUAGAUAAUAUUGUACUGACAGAUGAUUUAUAUGUUAAUUUAUUAAUUUGACACGUAAAAAGAUAGAUAGAAUUACACUGAAUUCUUGAAGAAGAGACGUGUGAUUUAUACAUUUAUCUAGUGUAUCAUAAUUUAUUAAUUAUGGAAGAAGUCCUUCAACAGUUGGGAGUUGGUAUUCGACCUGUGAACGAUCCCUUCUUCGAUGAUUCCUAUAAAGUCUGCAAAGUAUUUCAAAGGAAAGGCAUCACAAUUGAUGACGAGGAGGAAUUAUGUCACGAAGUGAUCAGAGAGUUCCCAUGUUAUGUCCCAGGAUGCAAGGCUACUUUCCAAACAUUGUUUGAUUAUGAGAUACAUUAUAAUAGUUCUCAUCGAUAUACUUGUACAGAAUGUAAAGCAUCUAGACCAAGUCCACGACUGUUGGAAAUUCAUAUUCAAGAGACGCAUGAUGCCUUCUUUAAGAUUUUAUCCGAGAAGCAAGCCAUGUAUCAAUGUUAUGAUUCUGAAUGUAACAUAAAAUUUAAUGAUCCAAUGGAAAGGAGGCAACAUUGCAUAAAAGUACAUAAAUUUCCAAAAAGAUAUCGAUUUGACAACAUACAACAUUUUACCAAGGAAGAUGAAUCAAAAAGAAUGGAAAUUGAUGAUGUUGACGAUAAAAGUAAAAAAAAAGCUACUAAAGUAUUAUUGAAAAAUCAGAAAAGCAAAAUGUUCUCAAAAAGUGCUACCAGUGUAGUUUGUGGAAAUACUGCUACUUUAGAAACAAUUCCAACAACUAAUGUCAAAACUAAAAUAACAACACCAUUAGUUUUUGUUCCUACACAAGUACAAAGAUCGUUUUCGAAGGUACUUACAGGUAAUCAAAAUAGAGAAAAGAAUGUUCUUGAGUCAGAAGUUAUAACAGAACUUGCAGAUUCGUUGCCUGACUGAUAUUUUAUGUACAAUAUUUGUUUAAGUUUAAUUUCACUGACAAAUUAUUUUGAAAUACUUGUGUAAUACUUUUCUAGAAAUGUCUAACUUUUAUUGAGAUAAAUAAAUGUUGUCUUAUUUAUUGACCAAAAAAGUA